Saccharomyces cerevisiae S288C is the source of this 1569-nucleotide messenger RNA. RefSeq names its product putative mannosyltransferase (gene KTR5). The record is from RefSeq and is marked reviewed. Gene Ontology annotation, cellular component: membrane. NCBI's taxonomy places the organism in Eukaryota, Fungi, Ascomycota, Saccharomycetes, Saccharomycetales, Saccharomycetaceae. Gene Ontology annotation, molecular function: mannosyltransferase activity. The transcript has a single exon. Gene Ontology annotation, biological process: glycoprotein biosynthetic process. The coding region runs from base 1 to 1569 and encodes 522 amino acids.
AUGUUGCUAAUAAGAAGGACGAUAAAUGCAUUUCUGGGAUGUAUCCAUUGCAAUCUUACGGCGACGUGCAUCCUGAUUGCCUUCGUCAUAACCAUGUAUGUGGUACUUGUAUCUGAGCCUGCAUCCGUAGACGGAACUAUGGGAAAUUUUCUUCCGUUUUCCAAGAUGGAUCUUGCGACGAAGAGGGACAGACCCUUUUAUUCGAAUUGUGUGAAUACUCAGGACUAUUUGUUGAAUCCAUCGUACAUCAAGCAGAAUGCCUCGUUUGUCAUGCUAACAAGGAACGGGGAGCUAGAAGAUGUUAUCAAGACUAUCAACAGUAUAGAAGAGCAUUUCAAUCAGUGGUUCCACUAUCCAUAUGUGUUCUUAAAUGACCAGCCGUUUGAAGAGGACUUCAAAGCAAAAGUACGUGAUGUUACAGUGGGCGCGCUGGUGGAAUUUGGCACUAUCGAUGAGAUAUCUUGGAAUUUUCCCAGUGACGUAAAGGAUACGUUCGAGUUCUACAACGCAAUUGAGGAUCAAGGUGAUAGAAGCAUACUUUACGGAAACUUAGAAUCAUAUCAUAAGAUGUGCCGGUUUUAUUCAGGAUUAUUUUACAAGCACCCGCUAGUACAGAAGUACGAAUGGUAUUGGAGAUUGGAACCCGAUGUUGAGUUUUUCUGUGAUAUUACCUACGAUCCCUUUUUGGAGAUGCUCCGAACUAAUAAGAAAUAUGGAUUUACGAUCAUCAUCCCCGAAUUGUAUUGGACAGUCCCAAAUUUGUUUAGACACACUAAAAGCUUUAUCAGUCAAAAAGGCGUUACGCUUGGGUCAUUAUGGAAACUAUUUACAAAGGAUUACGACAUUUUUGAAUCCGAUGAUCCGGAGUUACGGGACUGGAUCAACUAUGAUUUUCAGGCCAAGGCUAAGAUAUCCGAAAAGAUAGCCAUCGAGCAGCUUUUGAAAAAGGGUGAUGAUUUCCAACAGAUAAAUGAUGACAAAGAGGGAAUAAUGAAUUUGAUACAUAAGGCUCGCUCUAGGAAGCAUAUCGUAGAAGACAAAUUUUUCAAUGAAGAGUACAAUCUAUGCCAUUUCUGGAGUAAUUUUGAGAUUGCGCGGCUAAGCGUGUUCGACAAUGACAUUUACAACAGUUUUUUUCAAUAUUUGGAGAAAAGUGGUGGAUUUUGGAAGGAAAGAUGGGGGGACGCUCCUGUUCACUCUAUUGGAUUGUCGCUAACUCUGGAUUUGGACGAUGUACACUAUUUUAGAGACAUCGGAUAUAGACACUCCACAAUACAGCAUUGUCCACAUAAUGCCAUGGGGAAUGAGGAAUUCUCCUACUUAGCCAGUGACUCAAAAUUCAAACGUAAAAACGCGGCCUACGACGAGGGAAGGGAAUUUGGGUGUGGCUGCAGGUGCAGAUGUCCCAAGAAAAAGCGUGAAAUUGAGGAUUCCAUGGGUUUCUGCGUAAAUAUUUGGGUAAAUCUGCUUAACCAACAGAGGGGACACGAACGCCACGUCGAAGCACUCAACGGCAAUGAAAUGGAGGAGCACAUAAGGGAAGACUAUCUAAGACAGUUCGGAAACUAG